GCGGCUGCGAUGCUAGAGUGGCUUCGUGUAGGCGUUCCAACGGCUGAUCAGGACCCUGGUCCUCCAGUUGUGAUGGUCGACAUCAACAACGUCUCGUCGUAUUACCUUAAUCGACCUUUUGCAGACCUCGCACCCGGAAAACCGGCUUCGAUCACCCUUGAAAAAUCGCGACGGGGGCCGACGAUAAAAGUGAUCACUUCGAGUGCAGACCGCAGGUCGGAAGUUGUGGUGUCCAACCUGCAGCCUGCAAGGCGGUACUCGGUGUCGGUGCGCGCAGGCAACUCGCAAGGUGUCGGUCCUGCUGCUCCAGAAGUUUCUUUCACCACCGAUGAAGAUUCUCCUUCAGGACCUCCUGUAGAGGUUGUGUGUCGUGGUGUGACGUCCUCCACAAUCGUGGUGUCGUGGUCGCCUCCUGACGAAGACGUGACGAACGGUAUCAUCGUCAACUACAGGGUUGCGUACCAGCGACUCUUGGGCUCUGGUACGUUGCACAAUUGGGUCCCUGUGCUGUGCUUCACCGCCCCACCGCCCGCGUCUCCACCAUCCCUGGUAUCUGUGAUACCACUGGACCGUGGCAAGGCAGGAGUGCUGUGGCGUUCAGAGGGGUCCAUGAGAGGCAGGACAUCAUAUCAUCGCGUGUCGUGGAUUGCCGCAACAUCUGAACAAGAAUAUCCGGCAGGUCUAUCAGUCAACACUACGGCAGACUAUGCCACACUCGAGGAUCUGCCAGACUUUGCCAUUAAGGUGUGGGUAACUGCGAUGAUGUCCACGGGAGAAACCCUGCCCAGCCCCAAGGUUCUAUACUCUCCUCGCGACCAAGAGAUCAGUGGCACUGAGAUAUGGUCUGUGGGGCAGAGUGUGACUGUAGAUGAAGGAGAGACGGUGCGGUUGCCCUGCCUGGUGCGUGGUGAACAACUCAACCCAAUUCGUGUAUGGACUUGCGACGGGGAUCCUGUGCAAGAGAACCAAGGCACGGCAAUUUUGGCGAACGGAAAUUUGUACAUUUCUUCUGCACGACAACGCCACAGUGGAAGUUACGACUGCACUUUGCCUUCUGCUGCUUCAGGCAAAAGCGUUACGUACACGCUCAAAGUUUUAGGUGUUCCAUCUGCACCGAGGUUGCAGGUGAUCAGGACGACCAAUACCAGCGCGUUGCUGCACUGGACAUCACCACCUCGGCACGACGAUGUACCUCCUCUCUGCUACACCCUGCGACAUGUGUUGCUGCGAAGUAGCGAAGGAAGUCUAGAGCUGACGGGGGUAACUAAAGAAGAGCACAACGAGCUUUCAGGAGUUGCUGGGCUGAACGAUGAAGAAGGAGCGACUCUGGUCACAGGCACACAACUCCUGCUGGAGGACUUACUCUGUGGCUCAAAUUAUUCCUUCACUGUCACCGCCCAUAACUCUUACGGAUCCAGCCCGCCAUCGCUCCCUGUGGACAUUUCCACUAAAGGAUCCCCUCCUACGAUGCCAGCAAACUCUCGCAACUACAAAAUGUACCAUGGGAACUUGGAAGCUUGGACUUCACAAAACUCAGACGCAAUAUUCCUGAUGAACAGCACACAUGUAUUUGUUCACAUAAACUCUUGGCAUCACACCGACUGCAAAAUAAUGUAUUUCAGCGUGCAUUACAAGCAAGAAACAGCAGCGCAUUGGACAACUUUGGCCAGUGCAGUAGCUCAACAAAGGGUGCUCGGGAUCACUGGUUUUGUCGCCGGUGCUGCGUACUCGGUUAAAGUUACUUUAAAAAACAAUGCAGAUAGCACAACAGUGAUUGAGGCUUUUCCACCUUCAUCUAUUCCAGCUUUCAAUGAUGACGGUCGAUUUAUGCACGGUGACGUCGGCAAUGUCAAAGCGAACGGUAACACGAACAACGAUAUCAUAAUCAGCAGUGAUCAGCUGACUUCUCCUUGGUUGGUGGACCACUCAACUCUGUCGGUGAUCAUCAGUCUCAGCGCUUCUCUCCUCAUUCUCGUCUCAGCCGGCCUGUGCUUCUUUUCCAGACGCCCGAUAAACGUCACCGUUGAUCAGAACGUCGAUGUCGGACGUUACAGUCGUGACGUAAAAACCAUCGAAAAGAGCCCUGUGUUGGACGACAAUAAAUUCCAGUCGCAACGUUUGGCCGAUCCGCAUUGUGCUGGCCCUGAAGAUCUGUCCACACAGAACUUCAUGGUGCGUGAGCUCGCAUUUCCGGAGUCGAAUUUCUACGCAAGCGAGAGUGAUUUGAACCCUCAUUCUUAUGGUGCGUAUGGCAAUGGAGUUGUACGUGAGGCGAGCCUCAUUCCUCACAUGGAGCUGCCUCCAGGGUUCGAUCUUCCGCCUGAGAGCGAAAUAAUCCAUGAACACCCCGAAACAUCGUCUCCCAUAUACAGAGAGGUUGACGACAAUUUUCCUUCGCCUGAAAAUUACGAAGUUACAAAUGCAAACGCCCGCUCCAGAAGUGUCUUCAUGCCUACAGAGGCUAAGGAAGAAAGCGAUCGUGCCGGAAAAUAUUCUCAAGAAGAAAAUACUAGAAAAACGAAAAAGAGGAAGCACCUUCAUGCAAGAUCAUAUGGACAAGCUCUAAUUUUGGAUCCCGUUUCGCACAAACAAGUAUUGCAGAAAUGCAACAUCUACAACGCAUCCACUGACCACUAUGUGUAGAAUAUUUUAUUAGUGCUUUUUUAUUUGCUGUUGUGAUUUUUUUAGUUUAUUUACAGAAUUUAUAUCCUGUUGAUAGUGUGAGCAGUGAAUCGUGAGCAAAAAAAUGUUUAAUAAUC
Molecule: messenger RNA, 2759 nt
Organism: Hyalella azteca
Lineage: Eukaryota; Metazoa; Arthropoda; Malacostraca; Amphipoda; Hyalellidae
Product: Down syndrome cell adhesion molecule-like protein Dscam2
Exons: 13
Coding region: 10-2643 (877 amino acids)
Biological process (GO): cell-cell adhesion; axon guidance
Cellular component (GO): plasma membrane; axon
Molecular function (GO): protein binding
Source: RefSeq, a predicted model, not a curated record